UGACUAAGUUUAUUAUUUAUUUGGAUUUCUUUAGCCAUGGAACAGUUUCAGAAAGUAUCCCAGAAAUCUGCUCUCCAUCCCAAACCAAACGGACUGACCUUGCAGUACGGUACAGCAGGGUUUCGCACCACUGCAAAUCAUUUGGACCACGUGAUGUUCCGCAUGGGUUUGUUGGCCACGCUGAGGUCCAAAAAAACCAAGUCCACCAUUGGUGUCAUGGUCACUGCCUCUCACAAUCCAGAAGAGGACAACGGUGUGAAGCUGAUUGACCCAAUGGGGGAGACGGUGACUCCAGCUUGGGAACGCUAUGCCACUGAGCUGGCUAAUGCAGACCAGGAAGAUUUGUGCAGUGUACUUGGUGAUAUCAUUGGGAAAGAAUCCAUCGACAUGAGCGAGGCAGCGAACAUCGUCACUGGCCGUGACACUAGGCCAAGCAGCGUGAACCUGUCCCGGGCCGUGUUGGAUGGGGUUUCCUGUUUACAAGGCCAUAGUCAUGACUACGGCCUGGUGACUACACCGCAGCUGCAUUACAUGGUUCUAUGUCGCAACACCUACGGUACCGCAACAAUACAAGGAUAUUAUGAGAAACUCUCCAAGGCUUUCAUUGAGCUCACAAAGAAUGCCCCGAAACGCACGAAUGAUCAGAAGAGGCUGCUGGUGGAUGGGGCCAAUGGGAUCGGAGCGUUAAAGAUACGAGAAAUAGAGGUGUUUCUCACUUCCGAGCUGCUGGUGGAGCUCUUUAAUGACGGCAGCAGCGGCAGACUUAAAUAUCUGUGUGGAGCUGAUUAUGUGAAAGUGCAGCAGAAACCUCCAAAAGGUAUGUGA
Tachysurus vachellii is the source of this 825-nucleotide messenger RNA. Its product is annotated as phosphoacetylglucosamine mutase-like. Gene Ontology annotation, molecular function: magnesium ion binding; phosphoacetylglucosamine mutase activity. The record is from RefSeq and is a predicted model, not a curated record. The transcript is spliced from 5 exons. NCBI's taxonomy places the organism in Eukaryota, Metazoa, Chordata, Actinopteri, Siluriformes, Bagridae. Bases 37 to 825 code for a protein of 262 amino acids. Gene Ontology annotation, biological process: carbohydrate metabolic process; hemopoiesis; UDP-N-acetylglucosamine biosynthetic process.